Messenger RNA from Fusarium odoratissimum NRRL 54006, 4424 nucleotides. RefSeq lists its product as uncharacterized. The coding region runs from base 306 to 2411 and encodes 701 amino acids. The record is from RefSeq and is a predicted model, not a curated record. Lineage: Eukaryota; Fungi; Ascomycota; Sordariomycetes; Hypocreales; Nectriaceae. The transcript is spliced from 2 exons.
CAGCUCUUCAAACGCCUGGCCACGUGAUGACCAACUAAAACGCAUUAAGCGUCAGUGAUCUUUGAUCUAACGUUAGUGGCUCAAGCCCAGUCUCAAGAGCUCUCUUGUGGUAGGUUGAGGUCGUGGUGGAGGCCGUGACGGGUCUUCUUGCCUUGUGCGCGUUACGAUUUACAUCACAAGUUCCAGUUUCGGCCUCUCACUUUUAUUCCCUUAACUAGCACCUUAAAAACAGAACAAGAGCUGGCUUCUUACUUACUACUACCUUGCUUACUUUCUCUCUCACCUACACAUUCAAUCAAUAUUCCAUGGCAGAACCUACAGAAGCUCCAUCUCAGGCGCCUCCAGCCCAGUCGCUGGAGGACCAGACCCUUAUCGUAUUUGCGCGCCUCAUGGAAGGUGGACAGGAAGAUAACGAGACAUGCCGCGACCUCGAUGAACUGACUAAGCUACUCAACGAUGACUAUGAAGCCCGUCAGAAGGACAAGUCCCGUGAGACUAUUUGCAAGGUUAUCGAUGGCGACUGUGUCGACACCGUUUUGUGCUAUCUUGAUAUGAGACAGCCUGAGAUAGUACGCGGCCACGCCACUCUCGCAACAUCCGCAUAUCUCAAAGCCGCCGGCGAUGACGGUUCAAAGAAGCUCUCGACUUUCUUCUUUGACCGUGUGCGAAGGGGAACUUAUGAUGAUUACAUUGUUGCCUUUUGUGUCGCCGCUGCGACAUUUCCCAUUGUUCCCGAUCUCACUGCCGAGCUGUUUCUCAACGAAGAUUUCCUACCCAGCCUCGGCACACUUAUGCGACGAAAAUGGAAGAGCCGUAAGGUUGAGACGGCCUGCUUGGAGAUGCUCAACGCUGCUUGCAUGAACUCACUGUGCCGCGAGGCUAUCAACAAGUACUGCAUCGAGUGGCUUGAGGAGAUCGUCGACCAAGACCUUAGUGAGGCUGUUCGUAGCAUGAACGCGGACCCAAACCUUCAAAGCGAUGGAGGCUCCAUUUCAAUGAGGCGGCACUCUGAACAGGUUCAGUAUCUUGCCGCAGUAAUCUUGGCCAAGCUGAGGGCAGUUCCCGCUAAACCAGCACCCGGUGAUAACAAGUCUCGAAUCGAGCCUGCAGUCACUAGUAUCGAAGAUCUCUCUGGAAUGUUCACUAAGAUGAUACUGAGAGAUGAAGAUCACGGACGAAAGCACUCUAUCGAAGGUCUCGCAUACGCCUCCCUUCAACCUAAAGUCAAGGAGUCUAUUGUCAGCAACCCGGAGUUGCUCCAGAAGUUGGUUAAGACUCUUAGCGAAGCCCAGCCAAGAUCACCAACUACUUAUGGAGCUUUAAGCAUCUUUGUCAAUUUGACGAAAUACCUGCCCACCCUGACCGAAGAAGAAAAGAAGAUGAACCAGCUCAAGGCAUAUGCCAAUGCUGCCGGAAAGCUUGGCGGGCCCGACCCCCUUAAUGACGACGAGCAUGUCGCAAAGCGAUGCAAGCUGGUGUUUGAUGCAGGUAUCACACCGGUCCUUGUCACCCACAGUAAGAAUGGCUCGCCCGCUUCUCUGGGACUGGUUAUCUCCAUUAUUUUCUCCCUUUCCGUCGACAGGACUCUCCGUGGUAAGCUCGCUCAGCAAGGAGCGGUCAAGCUUCUCCUGGUAUCAUGGAUGUCCCUGCCUCAAACUGAAGCUGCUUCACGUCGUCUUGCAGCACAAGCCCUGGCCCGCAUCUUGAUCAGCACAAACCCUGCACUAGUCUUUGGUGGCAACCGUGACACCCCCAUCAUUGCUGCUGUCAGACCGCUUGUCUCUAUCAUCCCACCCGACCCUGCUGCUCAGACACGGGACCUGCUGCCUUCCUUCGAGGCACUUAUGGCCUUGACCAACCUCGCGUCGAUGGAUGACGAUGCGACCAGACGCAGUAUCAUUAAUACUGCAUGGAACCAGAUCGAGGAACAGAUGCUGGCUUCCAACACUCUUGUCUCCAAGGCUGCUGUCGAGCUUGUUUGUAAUCUGGUGCAGCAACCGGAGGCUAUCGCACUCUAUGCUGAAGAGACUUCCAAGGCCCGUAAUCGCCUUAACGUCCUCCUUGCCCUUGCUGAUGCCCCUGAUGCUGGAACCCGAAGUGCAGCUGGUGGUGCUUUAGCUUCACUCACCAACUUUGAGGGUGUCAUCCGGGGCAUUAUUAACCGAGACCGCGGUGUGAAAGUUAUCCUCGGAAUGUGCGUCGAUGACAGCGAGGAUAUCCGUCAUCGUGGAGUCUUUGUGGUACACAACUUGGUCACUGCAGAGGGCGAGGUCGGUGAGCUCGCACGAGAGAAGGUCAAGAGCGAGGGUGGAGUUGAAACUCUUACAGAAUGUGCUAAGAAGAGUCGAAGCAAUGACGUUGUCGAACUGACAGUUCAGGCCCUAAAGACUCUGUUAGGAGAUCAAUCAUGAAUGAAGAAUGACGAAGAACAUAUACAUUGUGGUAAAGGUGGCGCAGAUCAGCAUUUUUCAGGUUGGGGAAUGAGGCAGCGGGUUUCCAAGUUUACAAUGAUUAUGACUAUGGCAAUGGCAAUGAGAUCUAUCAUGUUUUUCUUUGACCCAACCCAAGCAAACGCCGUGUACUUUUAUUUUAUGCCGUGGUAUCGACCCUGUUGAGAAUAGCAACGCCCUCUACAUGACCUGUCUGAGGAAAGAAAUCAAAUCCUCGAAGACUCUCAAUCUCGUAUCUCUCGCCCUCUCCUUCACCACGCACGAGCACACCGACAUCUCUGGCCUGUGUAUGCACGUUACAGCUGACAUACAGAACUCGUCGAGGACCGAAUUUUCGUAGCUGGUUUAAGAAGUCUGCAUCGCAGCCCUUACGAGGAGGAUCAAGAACCACAACGGUCUCGUCACGGUUGUAGGUAACGCUCUUGAAUAGUUCACCAGCAUCAGCGGCGAUGAACUUGCAGCGAUCCUCUCCCAUACCGUUGAGGGCGGCGUUGCGACUUGCGUAGGCGAUGGAGUCAGCUGCAAUGUCGAUACCGAUAGAGUGCUGGAAGAGCGAGGCGAGAGUAACAGUGAAGAGACCAGAGCCUGAGUAGGCGUCGAUUAGAUACUUGAUGUCCAUGCCCGUGCCGGCGGGAGGGAGAAUGUUGUCUCGGACGUAGCCGGUAAAGGAGGGAAGAAUGGAGUUGUUGUUCUGGAAGAAGGAGCCAGCUGGGUUGGUGAAGGUGUAAGGGCCGAUGUAUUCUGUUGUGGUGGCCUUGGAGUCGGUGAUGCAAGACUUGAUAUCAACCGUAUCUUCAUUCUCAACGCGGACGGUAUAGGGCUCUGCCUCACCCUCGAGCUCUUCACUGUCCUUGGGGACUCGCUUCGUGUUCUCUCGGAGAAGAAUCGUAGCACCACGCUGAUAGUUGGCAAACUCUUUCUGCAUGCGCUCACGCUCUCGUGUCAUACCCAGACGCACAGCAUUGGUACCAAUAGGGCAAUCCUCAAUAUCCAAAACCUUUCGACGACCUUUUUGCAUGAAUCCAAUAUCAGGGCACUUCUCGAAGGGAAUCCUAGGGUUCUUUCCUCUCUUGCUAGGACGGAAUCCAGGGGGUCCAUCAAAGUGAGGCGUGAGCUUGGUGCGGUAGUUGUACUGCAGAGGACUGCCCAUUGUAUCCUGGACAGCGGGGACGAUGUUGGGGUCGAGGUUUGAGAAGUUCUUGAAGGCCUUUUCGACAAUGCGCUUCUUGAGUUUGAGUUGCUCGGGGUAUUCGAGCAUUUGAAAUUGGCAGCCGCCGCAUGAGGCGAAGUACUUGCAGCUGAUCCGGGCGUCGUCGCGAAGAGGAGAUGGCUUUGUGAUGGAGACGAAGUCGGCGAGGGUUUGGGUGUCACGGCGAAGAUGACGGAAGACCUUGACCUUUGCAGUGUCGCCAGGGACUGUGAAAGAUACAACAUAAACCUGAUUUGAACCAGGCUUCAUACCAAGGCCGUCACCUGUAGACGAAAGCUCCAAAAUCUCAACUUCUGUCUCAGUGCCUUCCUCUGGGAGAACUUCUGGGCCGUACUCUGUUCCCUCACCAUACUCAACAGCUCGCUCUUUAAGAAGGGCCUGAAUAUCGUACUUGAGGACUUCCUCAGAUGAACCCUCCGUGAUGUUCUUUUCCCUCUUCGUCUUCUUCUGCUUCCAUUGGCGAUUAUUCUGCUGGUUUGGCCGCUUGUUAACUUGUUGAGCGUUGCCGUUUACUUGUGAGUUGCCGUUUGGCACAGCUUCUGCUUGUGCGCUCGCCAUGACUGUGAAGGGACGGAAAUUGUACAGGCGGGGUUUGAUGAAUGUGGCCGAAUUUGGGAGUCUCAGACGCCUCAUGAACGAACAAUUCGGUGGAUUCAACUGUUCUGUGAGAGGUGUGAGAUUUUGGGAGGAGAUUGUGAAUGUUUGAGAUGUUGAUAUUGACAAAGAUUUCUUAAAGAUGGGAAUGAGACGAAGAAAUGUUUCUU